Messenger RNA from Bombus pyrosoma, 1505 nucleotides. RefSeq names its product prion-like-(Q/N-rich) domain-bearing protein 25. The record is from RefSeq and is a predicted model, not a curated record. The coding region runs from base 33 to 1112 and encodes 359 amino acids. NCBI's taxonomy places the organism in Eukaryota, Metazoa, Arthropoda, Insecta, Hymenoptera, Apidae. The transcript is spliced from 7 exons.
ACGGCCUCGCGUUCGUCAGUCGUGUGCUAUCGAUGCUCGCUCGAUCGCGAACCGAUACUUGUCAGUUUGCAGCUAAGCCUGUACCAUUUCAUACUAAGAUUCGAACGUCAAGAAUGCUUGCUUUCGCAUGCAAGAAAUAUUUGUUCGCCCUGCUGAUCGCCGUUAUGAUACAUAGUGCAAUUACCGAGGAUAUUGAUCCGCCCAUCCCUUGUGUAAGUGUUCAAACUUGCGUCGACGAUUUGGACAUGACCAAAGGCGUAACGUGUACAGAUGGGUAUUGCGUGUGCGAGAACGAUGGACAAAUGAAGAACUGCUCCAGUAGUAAUAUACAGCAUAACAAAACUAUAGGGUCCACAAUAUUUCAGACUUGCAAGAUCGAUCAGAAUUGUGGGGUUAAUAACACUAUUUGCAACACAACGAAGAGUCAAUGCGAAUGUCGGAAGGGCUACGUUUUAUCAAGUAGCAAAAGAGAAUGCCUUAAAAAAGCUAAUGCAUUGGAUUUUCCGUGCACGGACAACAUACAAUGCUUGGCAUACUUACCGAAUACGACGUGUCAAAAUAACCAAUGUAUCUGCAUCCCUGAAUACCAUUUUGUGACAAACGCUUGUUACAAAACGAUCGAUGUGGGAAAAUCAUGUAACAGAUCGGAGGAAUGCGCUCACGUGAACGGUGCUGUGUGUACGGAUAGAAACGUUUGCGAUUGUGCAGAAGCGACUGUGAUCAACAAGGAUCGAAAAAAAUGUUUGCGAGUCGCGGAAGAUAUCUUGGAAGAAUGCGAGGAAGACGUACAGUGCACUAAAAGUUUCCCAAACACGUUAUGCGUUAAUCGAACGUGUCAGUGUCAAAGUGGAUAUCACUUCGAACACAUAGAGAAGCAAUGUUACAAUAACAAGAAACUUGGCGAGCCCUGUGGGAAUACGUACGAUUGUUACCAGGAGGAAAAUGGAAAUGUGACGGAAAAGGCAGUAACAUGUGAGAAGAACGUGUGCGUGUGUGCGGAGAAUUACGAGAGAAAAGACGAUAGAUGUGUGAGUGGAGGAUCGCAUCUUCUACCUGUUCUACCUACUUUCCUUGUGACGAUUAUUUGUUUGAUCUCCUUCAGACUCGACUAAACAUUUUCGAGCGAUCUAGAAACGUUGCCAGGAAAUGUACAUGUUCAUCAAGAAACGACGUACACGGGAGCAGUUUUGGUAUGCAAGCUUCUCGAUGACACAGCUGAAACACGACGCGAAAUUCAGCACGGAAAGUGAGAAAAAGGUAGCAGAACACAGCGUGGCAUUGGAUGUCUCCGCGACUGCACAGAGUUACGCGUCGAGUGCAUGGAGAGAAUAGGCUGGGUGCACCGAGCCGUUUAAAGACUUCCUGCGGCAUGCAUGCAAUUAACGCACUCAAAGCGCGCUACUGCGACUCGUUUUCGUAGCCUCGUCUACCUUAUAGGUCAUUUUAAUACCAAAGAAAUGGAUACAUUUGCCAACAAAUGGAAAUUAAAUAAUCGUCUAACCCAA